GUGUACGUCGUGAAAUUUGUUUAUAUUGCUUAACCAACUUACUUUCGUCGAUUUUAAAUCAGUUAAUAUAAAUAAUAAAAUUAAAAAUCAAUAAAAAUGGUAAUAUAUCUGAAUUCGUUACUCUCGUUGUUUGAAUAAAUAAGUUAAUUUUAUUGGAAGAAUAAGUAUACAGAAACAAGCCGGAGAAAUGACCAAAAAAACGAUCGACAUCGACGGAUUAUUAGAAGAGGUGGGCGAAUUUGGAAACUAUCAAAAACUUUAUAUAUUUUUUCUUGGACUGUCGUUACUAUUCACGGCGUCGUCCACCAUGUCGUUCGUGUUCACUACGGGAGACAUGAACUACAGAUGUCUGAUAAACGGAUGUGAUUCGGCUUCUGAGACAACCGUCGAUUACUGGCCUAUAUGGCUGAACCGGACCGUACCGUUUGAUAACGACGACCAUCGGCUGGCUAAAUGCUCGCAGUACGUACGACAUAAUUCAGUUGACACCAACAAAACCGACAAACGCAUUUUCCAAUGUGACGACAGCGACUUUAACAAGUCUUUGAGCGUGCAGUGCGAAGAAUUCGUUUUCGAAUCCGGUGGGGAGACAACGAUAGUUUCUGCGUUCAACAUAUUUUGCAAAAAUAACAAAUGGAAACUGACAAUCGUAGGGAGCCUCAACAACAUUGGUCAGUUUUUCUCGUUACCCAUAUCCGGUUUUUUGUCAGACAAGUACGGCAGGAAAAAUAUUAUUAUCAUCGGAAGUGUAUUAGCAGCAACAUGUGGAAUUUUACGUGGGUUGUCAAUAAAUUACACCAUGUUCCUGGUAUUGGAAUUUUUUGAUGCUUUUUUUUCCGGUGGAGUUUACAGUGCCACUUUUAUAAUGGGUAUCGGGCUAGUUGGUGCCAAACACAGAGUUUUUGCAAGUACCGUUUUAAGCGCUUACUAUCCAAUUGGCGAGGCAUUAGUCGGAGUAUUGUUUUGGUACGUUCAAGACUGGAGAAAAUUCUUGAUAUUCGUAAACUUACCAGGAUUAUGUUUCGCGUUGGCCUACACAAUUAUUCCAGAGUCGGUUCGCUGGAUGAUCACCGCGGGAAAAAUCAACGAGGCCAUAGAGGAAUUGAAAUACAUUGCAAAAUUCAACGGAAAGAAACUAUCGGAAGAAAGUCUGAAAAAGCUUGAGGCGUUUAGAAGCACCAAUGAAAAAGAGAUCGAAAUAGAGGAAACGAGGAAGAGAAGGACGACUAGCUGUUCAAGCCAGCAAGCGUUUAAACGUGCUAUGACUUCUAAGCGCAUAAUAUUCCGAUUAAUUAACUGUUCCUUCUGUUGGAUGAUCAACACGCUCAUAUACUACGGUCUGUCGAUGAGCUCGGGUUCAAUAGUGGGAAACCGGUACGGGAACUUCAUUCUGUGCAGUCUUGUUGAAAUCCCGGCGUUGUUUUUGGUGAUCAAAAUCAUGAACAACUGUGGUCGGAGAGAGUCGCAAUGCGCCACGCUCUUGGUGUGCAGUAGUCUAUGCAUUUCUAUCGCGUUCGUCCCAAAACACGCGGUCAUCUUAAAUGUACUCCUAUAUCUGAUUGGAAAGUUUUCAAUAACCAUUUCAUUCGUAAUACUGUACAUGUACACCGCCGAAAUGUUCCCAACGGAAAUCCGACAUUCUUUGCUUGGCAUAUGCUCCAUGUUCGGCAGAAUCGGUUCGAUGGUGGCACCACAAACUCCAUUAUUAGUUACUUAUUUCGGUGAAUUGUCGCCGUUACUACUCUUCAGCGGAUCUGCUCUACUGUCUGGAUUACUCGCACUACUGUUUCCAGAAACUCUCAAUAAAAAAAUGCCAGACACAGUUUUGGAAGCUGAACAAAUUGGCAACUCUACCAGUUGAUUAAUACCUACGACGUCAGACUGUAUAUUUUUUCAAAUGCAUAAUGCAAUGUCUUAAAAAAUCUUAAGAAAAAUUAAAGCCAAUUUAAUUUAUUCA
Messenger RNA from Rhopalosiphum maidis (corn leaf aphid), 1957 nucleotides. Its product is annotated as organic cation transporter protein-like. Bases 188 to 1861 code for a protein of 557 amino acids. Gene Ontology annotation, cellular component: membrane. The record is from RefSeq and is a predicted model, not a curated record. NCBI's taxonomy places the organism in Eukaryota, Metazoa, Arthropoda, Insecta, Hemiptera, Aphididae. Gene Ontology annotation, biological process: transmembrane transport. The transcript is spliced from 11 exons. Gene Ontology annotation, molecular function: transmembrane transporter activity.